Molecule: messenger RNA, 1854 nt
Organism: Cylindrotheca closterium
Lineage: Eukaryota; Bacillariophyta; Bacillariophyceae; Bacillariales; Bacillariaceae
Source: the annotation of a GenBank genome assembly
AUGAACCAAGACGACAUGCCGAUUGGAGAUAUUGAAGACCCCAAAUCCGCCGUCGAAUCGACGGAAAAGACCAUGGAUUCCAGAACUUCCUCAACCAAGUUUGGAUCCGGUGGCGGAGCCAAGGGAGAUUUGGUAUGGAGUGGAAUGAAUCUCAAACUCAUGGACAAGAAAAAUAAGGGCAAUGUCAAGCUUGACAUUCUCAAGGAUGUUUGGGGGAAGGCAGAAGUUGGAAAGACUACGGCCAUCAUGGGAGCCUCUGGAGCUGGAAAGACAAGUCUCUUUCAAGUGCUGACGGGACGUCUUCCUACUCAAGGAGAUCUAGUCCAAGAGGGAGAAAUAUUUUUGGGUGGAGUCCGAGUGGACCCUCGCGACCGAGAACAUCGCAAGUUGUUUGGGUACGUGGCCCAAGAAGAUGCCCUUCACGAAACCUCCACACCACGGGAAGCACUCCGAUUCAGUGCCAAACUGAGGUUGCCCCGUACCACAUCCGAUGAGGAAAUUGAAGCCUUGGUCACCAAGAAAUUGAGAGCCUUGGGACUGGAAGAUGCGGCCGAUACUAUUAUUGGAGGUGGAUUCAAAAAGGGUAUUUCGGGUGGUCAAAAGAAGCGUGUCUGCAUCGGUGUCGAAUUGAUUGCUUCUCCUACCAUCAUCUUCUUGGAUGAACCAACGUCUGGUCUGGAUAGUUAUGCCGCAGCUCAAGUGAUGCAAUUAUUGGAUGAUGUCGCCAAAGAAGGAAACAUUGUCUUGUUUACUAUCCAUCAGCCAUCCUCCAAGGUAUUUAACUCCUUUGACAACUUAAUCCUCCUAAACAAGGGUCAGGUCAUGCACCAAGGAGCAGUCGAUAAUAUCGGGGCCGACUAUAAGGCAGCUGGAUUUCCCAUGCCAGAGAACUACAACCCUGCCGAUUGGGUCAUUGAUGUGUCGGAAAUGAAUGACAUUGACGACUUGAAAAAGACCACCUUUUUCGCCAGUGAACCAAAGGACCACAAGAUUAUUCCUGUCAAGGGAGAGAAACUGGAAGUUCCAGAUUCAAAACAUGUUUCCGCUUUUACCGAACUCAAAUACUUGCUGUCACGUGAAUUCCGGGACAUUAAGCGCAAUCCACUUAUGACGGUCAUCAAUGUGACCAUUACUUCCAUUUUGGCGGCCAUUUUUGGUAUCAUGUUUUGGGAUGUUGGUCGAAAGGACCGAGCUGAAUUUGUGGUUGUACAAGCCAUCCUUGGCUCCUUGGUCAACAUUAUGAUCUCGACCUUGUUUGGUCAGAGUAAUUCUGCCAUUACCAUUUUUGCACGUGAUCGCCCCCUCUUCUUGCGCGAGUACUCCACAGACCACUACACCAUUGUUCCAUACUUCUUGUCCAAACUUGGCAGUGAAAUGUUCAAUGCUUUUGCAGCUGUCUUUGCCCAGGCAUUGGUUGUGUACUGGAUGAUGGGCUUUACUAUGGGCUUUGGUAAUUUCUUGGCAAUUACCUAUGCCAUGUCCUUGGUUUCGACUGCCGUUUGCGUCAUGUUGGGUGCCUUCUUUGCAAAUCCUGAGAAUGCUACGGCGCUGUUCACCCUUGUGGUCGUUCCACAACUCUAUUUCAGUGGGGUCUUUAUUUCCAUCGAUUUGUUGCCCGACCUUGUGCAAUGGGCCCAAUAUGUGUGCUCCCUGACCUACACCUCUCGAUUGGCAUUGGCCUAUGAGCUUCAAAAUUGCGAGCCAGGACUUGCCGCACAGAACUGUGAAGAUACUUUGGCCAGGAACAAUGUGAAUAUCGAUGACAUCUGGUGGUACUGGCUUGCCCUCUUGGGUUUGUUCACUGCUUUCCGUUUGGUUGCCAUGAUUGUGCUCCGAUCCAAAGCCAAUUAUUAA